Messenger RNA from Lachnellula hyalina, 1839 nucleotides. RefSeq names its product General alpha-glucoside permease. Lineage: Eukaryota; Fungi; Ascomycota; Leotiomycetes; Helotiales; Lachnaceae. The coding region runs from base 1 to 1839 and encodes 612 amino acids. The transcript has 2 exons. Gene Ontology annotation, cellular component: membrane. Gene Ontology annotation, molecular function: sucrose:proton symporter activity. The record is from RefSeq and is a predicted model, not a curated record.
AUGAGUGAAAAUGAAAGAAGCCCUCAACGGCCAAGCUCGGCCGAAUCGCCGCAAUCGAAGCCCUCCCUCGAGACGCCCGCCACAGAACGAGUCUCUAGACCCAUCAACGAAGAAUCGCCCCUCCUCUCCGCCUCCGAUGAAGAUGAAGAGGAAGGUCCGCUCAUGGAAGACCCUGCUUCCCUAGACGACGACCCCCAUAAAUAUUCCCACGAACAGGAGUCGAAGGGGUUAUGGUACAUGGUACUUCUUACAAUCAGUAUCGGAGGUCUACAACUGGCAUGGGCAGUAGAAAUAUCAAAUGGGACGCCAUACCUAUUGUCCCUGGGGAUGAGCAAGUCGCUGAUGGCUUUGGUUUGGAUAGCUGGGCCUUUGUCGGGAGCACUGGUGCAGCCUUAUGUUGGCAUGUUGAGUGAUAAUUGCAGGUCGAAAUGGGGGAAGCGGGUACCGUUCAUGGCAGUUGGUGCUGCGGCUACAAUAAUAUCUCUUCUUGCUCUUGCGUGGGUGAGAGAGAUUGUUGGUGGUCUUCUAGGACUAUUCGGUGCCGAUAGAGAGUCCAACGGAGUUGGAACCACUAUCAUUAUAGUUGCAGUUUUAUUUGUGUACUUGCUAGAUUUUGCUAUUAAUACAGUGCAAGCUGGGAUUAGAGCCUUUAUUCUCGACUGUUGUCCAAGUCAUCAACAGGAGACCGCGAAUGCCAUGGCAAGCCGAAUCACAGGUAUGGGCAGCAUCGUUGGAUAUGUAGCCGGAUAUCUAGACCUCCCAAAAUACGUCUGGUUCUUUGGAAAUACUCAAUUCAAAGUGCUUAGCGUAAUAGCCUGUGUAGCACUCGGUAGCACCGUCGCGCUCAGUAUAGGAACCGUCCACGAGCGGGACGCCAGCCUUGAGGAACCCCCCGCAAAAGGCAAAAGCGGCCUCGUCGCCUUCUUCAAGCAAGUCUUCCAUUCCAUCCGACGUCUGCCACCCCAGACGCGAAAAGUUUGCGAAGUGCAGUUCUUCGCCUGGAUCGGCUUCUUCCCGCAACUAUUCUACUCUAGCUCUUAUGUAGGAGAUAUAUACGUGCAGCCAUACCUCGAAGCGAAUCCAAACAUGACACCCGUGGAAAUCGACCACCUAUACGCGAAAGCCACGAGAGUAGGAACGUUCGCUCUGCUCAUCUACGCCAUCGUCUCCCUUUCAACCAACAUGUUACUCCCCUUCAUCGUAGCGCCCUCCUACGACCAACCCCGCCUCUCCUCCCGCGCAUCCCAGAAAUCAUACUCAACGCGCACGUCCCGCAUCCUCGACAAACUCGUCAUCCCCUGGCUAACCCUCCGGCGCGCCUGGCUGCUCGCCCACUGCGUCUUCGCAGCCUGCAUGUUCAGCACCCUUCUCGUGCGCUCCACCGGCGGCGCCACGGCCAUCAUUGGCAUCGUGGGCAUUCCGUGGGCGCUCACGCUCUGGGCGCCAUUUGCCAUCAUCUCGGCCGAAGUAUCGAAACGCGACGCCUUGCGGCGCUCACGCGGGAACAGCAUCAAAGAGAGCGAGGAAGACCAGGCGGGCAUCAUCCUAGGCAUUCAUAACAUGUCUGUGGCGAGCCCGCAGAUCGUCGCGACGAUCGGGAGCAGUAUUAUCUUCAAGUUCCUGCAGAAGCCGCGGGGCGUGCCGGGGGAUAGGAGUAUUAGUAUUGUGCUUGCUGCGGGCGGGCUCAGCACGCUUGUUGCUGCCUUUCUGACGAGUAGGAUACGGGAUGAGGUUGAGAUUCCUGCCGAGAGUGUGCUUGAGGAGGGCGCGGGGGGAGAUAGGGAGGAGAGGGACAGGAUGAUUGUGCAGAGCGGGAGUUUUGGCGGUUUGGAUUAUUAA